This is a messenger RNA of Desarmillaria tabescens, 512 nucleotides long. RefSeq lists its product as uncharacterized. The record is from RefSeq and is a predicted model, not a curated record. Bases 114 to 428 code for a protein of 104 amino acids. The transcript has 3 exons. Lineage: Eukaryota; Fungi; Basidiomycota; Agaricomycetes; Agaricales; Physalacriaceae.
CCGGGAGCCGAUCUUGUUUGUUGACGCGGACGUCCAAACAACCUUUCGUCAAUCUUGCUCACCAUGCUCCUCGAGGGCUAGAGCAGAGUUAAAUCGCUGUCUUCAUAUCGACAAUGACCUCGUAUAAAAUUUCUUCUCUCGUUGGCAACACUCACUCCCGGGCCAUCUCGAACUUUCGCCUGUUCAAGUUAAUGCUUACAUACGACGCGAGCGAUUCGGAGAUAGUUGCGAUUCAACGAUCUCUCAGGCGUGUAGGCGCUGCUGUGAGACCAGGGGCGUUUAUGGUUGAUGAGUACCCUCUAUUGAGAUAUCUCCCUUUGUAUCGUCCAGAGCUGCGUUCAUGGACGCCGAGGAGCUUUCGUUGUACCGAAAUCAAGUUGCAGGCGUCAGGAUACGGUCCAGCCUUACUUUUCGAAGUAUCUCCUUGAGAAUCAAGCCAAGCUCCGGCUGAACUACGACGAGGUCGUAUACCUCGUUGUUACGAUGUUCGGUUCCGGAUCUACUACCACGGC